Molecule: messenger RNA, 2934 nt
Organism: Varanus komodoensis (Komodo dragon)
Lineage: Eukaryota; Metazoa; Chordata; Lepidosauria; Squamata; Varanidae
Gene: DTNB
Product: dystrobrevin beta
Exons: 20
Coding region: 8-2257 (749 amino acids)
Biological process (GO): synaptic signaling
Cellular component (GO): plasma membrane; synapse
Molecular function (GO): zinc ion binding
Source: RefSeq, a predicted model, not a curated record
GUUUAGGAUGAUUGAGGAGAGCGGAAGGCGGACAAUGGCAGAGAAGAGGCAGCUGUUCAUGGAGAUGAGAGCCCAGAAUUUUGAUGUCAUCAGGCUGUCGACGUAUCGCACCGCCUGCAAGCUGCGCUUUGUGCAGAAACGAUGCAAUCUCCACCUUGUGGACAUCUGGAACAUGAUUGAAGCCUUCCGAGACAACGGCCUUAACACUUUGGAUCAUAACACAGAGAUCAACGUGUCUCGACUGGAAACCAUCAUUUCGUCCAUCUACUACCAGCUGAACAAACGCCUUCCGUCCACGCACCAGAUCAGUGUGGAGCAAUCCAUCAGCCUCCUCCUCAACUUCAUGAUUGCGGCGUACGACAGCGAGGGCCACGGGAAGCUGACGGUGUUUUCCGUAAAGGCCAUGCUGGCGACUAUGUGUGGCGGAAAAAUUCAGGACAAGCUAAGAUAUAUUUUCUCUCAAAUGUCGGAUUCCAACGGACUGAUGAUAUUUUCAAAGUUUGACCAGUUCCUGAGAGAGGUCCUGAAGCUGCCCACCGCUGUGUUCGAAGGGCCUUCCUUUGGCUACACAGAAAACUCCGUGCGGAUCUGCUUCCCUCAGCAGAAAAAGGUCAUGCUGAACACGUUCUUGGACACGCUGAUGGCUGACCCGCCACCCCAGUGCCUUGUGUGGCUGCCUCUCAUGCACAGGCUGGCCCACGUGGAGAAUGUCUUCCAUCCGGUGGAGUGCUCGUACUGCCGGUGCGAGAGCAUGAUGGGCUUCCGGUACCGGUGCCAGCAGUGCCACAACUACCAGCUCUGCCAGAACUGCUUCUGGCGCGGCCACGCGAGCGGCGCCCACAGCAACCAGCACCAGAUGAAGGAGCACUCCUCCUGGAAGUCGCCGGCCAAGAAGCUGAGCCAUGCCAUUGGUAAAUCUCUGGGCUGCGUGCCCACCAGAGAGCCCCCUCACCCCGUGUAUCCAGAGGAGCCCGAGAAGCCCCUCGACCUCGCCCACAUCGUCCCGUCUCGGCCUCUUGCGAACAUGAACGAUGCCACGGUUACCCACACAUCCUCGGGAGACCCCACCCCAACGAAAAGGUGGCAGCCCAGCCUGGUCCCCUCCGAGCGGCUCCGCGAUGAGCACGUCCUGAUCGCGGCCUACGUGAGCCGGCUGCAGAGCGGCGCACGCGUCCUGGACAGCCCCAGCCGACUGGACGAGGAGCACCGCCUGAUCGCCCGGUACGCUGCCCGGUUGGCCGCCGAGGCUGGAAAUGCGCCUUCGCCCGGGAGCCAGGUGGACUGGGGGCAGUUUCGGAAAGGAACGGCGCUUCCACAUGGAGGGCUCCAAGCGCCCCAGGCAGAAAUCCUUGGCUCGAAGAAGCAUCUGUGCAGCUCUUGGGCCAGUGGCCAAGAUCCUGCUGCGACGUCGCGAGAGCUGCCCCCUCGCCGGCUUUCCACCAAGGGCUUCGCCGGCCCCUCGGGCACCCACGGCCAGCCCGAGACCCCCCAGCCACAGCGCUGGCUGCGAGCCAAGCAGUGUUCCGAGUGGGAGGUGGUGGCGGGGGCUGCUCCAGGCGCCCUGCAGCAGCGUGGAAUGAGUGCGCGGUGGAUCGGGACCUCAAAGCGCCCAGAAAGCCCUGCUGUGGCAGACCAAGGGUCCAUCCAGCCUGGUGCCCCUUCGGUCAAAGCAGCCCCCUCAGAUGGCUGCCCCGCUGCCCUUGACGGCCUCCGGGAGAUCCUGCAGGAGAUCCAGCGCCUGCGCCUGGAGCACGAGCAGGCCUCCCAGCCCACGCCGGAGAAGGCGCAGCAGAACCCGACGCUGCUGGCCGAGCUGCGCCUGCUGCGGCAGCGGAAGGACGAGCUGGAGCAGCGGAUGUCGGCGCUGCAGGAGAGCCGGCGGGAGCUGAUGGUGCAGCUGGAGGGGCUCAUGAAGCUGCUCAAGGAGGAGGAGCAAAAGCAUGCAGCCCAGGCAGCCGGCUCGCCGCGCACGUCCCCCGUCCACGGGGCUGGCCGCACGAUGCCCAUGCCCGUCCGGUCCACGUCUGCCGGCUCCACCCCGACGCACGUGCCCCAGGAUGCGCUUGCCGGUGUCGGCGGGGAUGUCCAGGAGGCCUUUGCACAGGGAACACGGAGGAACCUCCGUAACGAUUUGCUGGUUGCGGCGGAUUCCAUUACCAACACCAUGUCGUCCCUGGUGAAGGAGCUGCAUUCAGGAGGAGAGGAGCGCGGGGAAGAGGAGGAGGACACAGUGCAGAACGGGAAGGACCGAGGUUAACUUGGAAGAAGCUGGGCGGCCACGGCGAGCCGAGCGAGCGGCCCUUCGCAUUCCAGGCGCUCAGGGCCGGGCCCCGGGCCGCCCGUCAUGGAGGGGCUCGGCCAAGACCUCGAGGGAGCUGCGCACCUGGGGCCGGAAGAGCCGCGCUCGCCCUGAGCGCACGGGAAGCCCCCCUGGCAGGCCGGCCCGUCACACCUGCUGCUGCUGCUUCGAAAUAACGUGUCCUUAUUUUUACGCUUCCUCUCCACGAGAGGGUCUCCUCCCAGCGAGAGACUCUCCCCCGCCGUGCUUGAAUGGCUCCCGUAGAAUAGUGGUCACGCACGCAGACAAAAUGCAAAACGAAGACAAAACGGCACAGAACGAACCUGUCAAAGCUCAUCGGGUAGAAACAUUCCUACGAAGGAAGGACGGCCCCCUGGCCCGGCCCGGCCCCAGCCGCGCAUCACCUCGGCCCGAGGGAGGAGGCCGGUCGGUGGAGCGGGCCCUGCCUCCUUCCACGGGGCAGCCGCCAGGAAGGCCCUGGGGAACGCGGAGAGCCAGCGUGGGGUGGCGGCGUCGCGCACGGGGCGGACGGGGACCCAGGCGCCUGGGCUCUCGUCCCGGCCGAGCCACAGAGCCAAGCGGGUGACUUUGGCCCAGCCACGGACGCUCAGCCCAGCCUACCUCACAGGGUUGCU